Vollenhovia emeryi is the source of this 1497-nucleotide messenger RNA. It is a transcript of the gene Hou, whose product is annotated as glucose-induced degradation protein 8 homolog. The coding region runs from base 508 to 1203 and encodes 231 amino acids. The transcript has 3 exons. The record is from RefSeq and is a predicted model, not a curated record. Gene Ontology annotation, biological process: proteasome-mediated ubiquitin-dependent protein catabolic process. Gene Ontology annotation, molecular function: protein binding. NCBI's taxonomy places the organism in Eukaryota, Metazoa, Arthropoda, Insecta, Hymenoptera, Formicidae. Gene Ontology annotation, cellular component: nucleus; cytoplasm.
ACUCGAACGGUACACGAAUAGACCAAUCACAAUCACAAUCGGUACGGGGAAUAGGAAUUUUCGAGGAUGCCAAAUGACGAUUGGACGGUUCGUUUAAUGACAAGUGUGUUUGUUGUUUUCCUUGUUUACGCGCUUUUAUGCUGCUCCUGAAAGGUUCCCGAUUAUAUCGCUCCGAUUGGCGAUUCGAGCGGACGCGCCUCGUUGCAGUGCUCGCUCGGCGGAACAUCUUGGCGGCGGAAGCGGAAAGCUACUUUCAUCGAGCCGUGACACCGUCUGCCUCUUCCACCACUACUUUCCACCGCGAGUCUUUUAGAAUCGCCGCAAAUUGGUACAAGUGACAUUUCCUUUUCUUUUCGUCGAGCUUCCCAGCUAAUCAGCUGUUACGGCUUUCAAGCGGCCACUUCUCUAGUUCUCUCCAAGAAAUUGUCAAACCGGAUAAAACGUAAUGCUAUAAACUUGUAGUGCGACUGUGCCGCGAGACUAGUCGAGCCGAAUCCUCGAAAGAAGAUGAGUUUUUCGGAGAAAGGGCAGGAGAGCAUAUCCAAGGAGGAAUGGAUGUCGAAGCUGGAAGAGAGCUCCUACAUACAAAAAAUGUCAAUGAACAACUUGAUCAUGAACUAUCUAGUCACAGAAGGAUUUAAGGAGGCCGCCGAGAAGUUCCAGCAAGAGUCAGGAGUCGGUCCGACCGUAGAAUUGAGCUCCCUCGACGACAGGAUCCGUAUUCGAGACGCCAUACAGAACGGUCGUAUCCAGGAAGCCACAGACUUGGUCAAUCAGCUGCAUCCCGAACUCUUGGACAACGACAGAUAUCUCUACUUUCAUCUGCAACAGUUGCAUCUCAUUGAGCUGAUACGCACGGGUAGAGUCGAGGAGGCGCUCCAGUUUGCUCAGGAUCAACUCAGCGAAGCUGGCGAGUCGGACGACAAUAUACUGUGCGAGUUGGAACGUACAUUGGCACUGUUGGCCUUUGACGAGCCGCACAAGAGUCCGUUUAGCGACCUUCUACAUCCAACGCACAGGCAGAAAAUCGCGAGCGAAUUGAACGCCGCUAUAUUGAAAAUGGAGCACAGGGAGUCUACCAGCCCUCGACUUAACAAUCUGUUAAAGAUGAUAUUGUGGGCUCAAGACGAGUUGGACAAGAAGAAAGUGAAAUAUCCCAAAAUGACCGACCUCGGUAGCGCCACGAUUGAAGAUACAAAAUAAUUUUAUACUAGACAGAGACUGGGAACGUUUCUCAGUUUUAUUUAUGAAUCAGAUAGAUGAAUUGACCUUUAAGUGUAAUUUUGUAUAAAUUGCUGUUCAUUUUGUAGCAAAUUAUAUCCGAAUUUUAAUCGUAUAUAAGAAGUUAGAGAGAGAGAGAGAGAGAGAGAAAGAGUGUGUGUAUGUGUGUAGAAUUAUUAAUGUAUUGAUUAUAUUACAAAUUAUAAUAAGAAAUGUAACGAUUAAACUGACGCAUUAUUGUUAUCACUGUUGUAAGGAAUAAGAAUUAUUGCAAUA